AUCAUAGGCGGUUGAGUUUGGAGGAACGAUUACGCAAAUGAAAUGAAAGGAAACUCGAGUGUAGACUUACUUCAGCUAUUAUUGUAGACUAACUAACUACGUUUAUUUAUUUCAUUUCUCAAUUGCAAAAAUAUAUAUUCAAAGAGAAGAAGAAGAAGGUGCGAGCAGAGGAAAGCGAAAAUGGCAUCGGAAUCGAGUCAAAGUUCCAAUCCUUCUUGGUUUACGCCUAAAAGGCUUCUCAUGAUAUUUUGUAUUAUUAACAUGCUAAACUAUGUGGAUCGAGGAGCUAUUGCCAGUAACGGUGUAAAUGGAAGUCUUGCAACUUGUACUGACUCCGGUAUUUGUACUGGUGGCAGUGGAAUUCAGGGGGAUUUUAACUUGAACAAUUUUCAAGAUGGUGUUCUGUCAUCUGCAUUUAUGGUUGGACUCCUAAUUGCUUCUCCAAUAUUUGCUUCUCUGGCCAAAAGUCACAAUCCAUUUCGGCUUAUUGGUGUUGGAUUGUCUGUUUGGACAUUUGCGAUAGCUGGAUGUGGUAGUUCGUUUGAUUUUUGGUCUAUUGCAAUAUGCCGAAUGCUAGUUGGGGUAGGUGAGGCUUCCUUCAUAAGUCUUGCAGCACCAUUCAUAGAUGACCAUGCCCCUGCUGCACAGAAAACAGCAUGGCUUGCUACGUUUUAUAUGUGCAUACCAGCUGGGACUGCUCUGGGCUAUGUUUAUGGUGGAUUUGUUGGAAGUCAAUUUAACUGGCGUGUAGCAUUCUGGGUUGAGGCAAUUUUGAUGCUUCCUUUCCCCAUUUUGGGUUUUGUAACGAAGCCUUUGCAAUUGGAAGGUUUUGCACCCUUGGAAUCCAAACACACACCGACGUCUAUUGAAACAAAUGAUUCAGAAACUGGAGAGGUUUCUGUUAUAGGUGAUGACAUGCUUGCUGAAGAUCAAGCCUUGCUAAGAGGAUCCAAGUCAACAUCCAAAUUGUGGGAUCAAUUCACCAUCUUUUCAAAAGAUGUACAGGAGCUCUUGCAUGACCAAGUGUAUGUUGUAAAUGUUCUAGGGUACAUAUCGUACAAUUUUGUUAUUGGAGCUUAUUCAUAUUGGGGUCCAAAGGCAGGAUACAACAUUUAUCAUAUGAGUAAUGCUGACUUGUUGUUUGGAGGCAUGACAAUUGUUUGUGGGAUUUUGGGGACAUUAGCUGGAGGCUUGUUUCUUGACAGGAUAUCUUCAACCAUCUCUAAUUCUUUCAAGCUUCUUUCUGGAGCAACAUUUCUCGGAGCAAUCUUCUGCUUCAUUGCUUUCCUUUUCAAGAGCUUGUCUGGUUUCAUAGUCUUCUUCUCUAUGGGUGAACUACUGAUUUUUGUCACUCAGGCUCCUGUAAAUUAUGUCUCUCUCCGAUGUGUAAAACCUAGUUUGAGGCCACUGUCCAUGGCUAUAUCUACAGUUUCAAUCCAUGUCUUUGGUGAUGUGCCUUCCUCACCACUCGUUGGAGUCCUGCAGGCUUCUGGGAGAAAAUAUUUUAGACUGGCCGAAAAUGCUCCUGUGAAACGUGCACUCUGCAGAAUAAUACUUAUACACGAGCUGAUUAUAUAGAUAAUGAUUACUGAAGACAAUUCACAAGAUAAAAAUAAUGGGCUAAAGUUUUUAAUCCAAUUUCUUAUGUUACAAUGCAUCUAGCCUUCUUUGUUAGUGGGAUAGUCAUUCAAGUGUGUAGUUCUCAGCAAAUCACAAGAAUGUUGUAUGUUCACUUGAUUUUAUUUAUUAUGUGACACGUUUUUUUAACUGUCUUAGUGGUGAGUACACCCUCCCCAGUCCUCACAUGAGGAGAAUUUCAUUGGGUUACCCUUUGUUCUUUCUGGCUGCCCCUUUCUCAACUUGCCUCUCCUUGUUGAUGUGAAGGGGCUUCUAGUUUUCAUCUGUUAGAAGACAACUAGUAUGCCACUUCAUUGUCUAUUACAAAAAUGUAGUGAGAACACAUUCCUGUUGUACUCUAUUGUCCAGAUAUGCUGACUUUAUAUUCUUGGCAUAUUUAGCCUUUUUCAUGCAUAUAAUUUAGUUUAAAGCGUUGUUUUGACUCUAAGCAAAUUGGUUUUCCU
Molecule: messenger RNA, 2081 nt
Organism: Vigna radiata var. radiata (mung bean)
Lineage: Eukaryota; Viridiplantae; Streptophyta; Magnoliopsida; Fabales; Fabaceae
Product: probable sphingolipid transporter spinster homolog 2
Exons: 15
Coding region: 181-1578 (465 amino acids)
Biological process (GO): transmembrane transport
Cellular component (GO): membrane
Molecular function (GO): transmembrane transporter activity
Source: RefSeq, a predicted model, not a curated record